Molecule: messenger RNA, 2139 nt
Organism: Naegleria gruberi
Lineage: Eukaryota; Heterolobosea; Eutetramitea; Acrasida; Naegleriidae
Exons: 1
Coding region: 1-2139 (712 amino acids)
Source: RefSeq, a predicted model, not a curated record
AUGAGCACUUUUAGAAGGAGAGUAAAACCAUGCACCGAUGAAACUCCAAUCAUUCCUGCAGAAACAACACCUAUUAUAUCAACAAACAUUAAUUCCAAUUCUACAUUUUCUAUUCCAGAGUAUAAUUCUUCAAAUUUAAUAACCACUCCUUCGAUAAUAACCUCGGAUGACUUGAGUGAUGACGAAUAUGAUGAAUUUGAUGAGGAUGAUUAUGAAGAGGAAGAGGAAGAACAAGAUACCCAUCAUUCUGACAGUGAAAUAUUGGAUUCACCUUCAACACUUUUUCACACUCCUGGUACUGUUACCAAAUCAUCUUCCUUUAUUUCUCCUUCUCCAUCAAAACAAAACUCUACAAAUGUAACAACACCUUCAUUGAAUUUAUCACCAAUUAAGCCACUCAAAAACUCUAGAAGAAACUCACCAAAAACACCAGAAGAUCAACUUGUCAUUCCAUCACCAUUAACUCUUGAUGUAUCCACACGUAGAAGAAAAGCCAGUGCUGUAACACCAAACAAGAGUGUUAGAGCUCAAACAAGCUCUGCUGUUGGGGAGCAAGUAACUACUCCUCUUCCUCAUCAGUACAGUUUUAUGUAUAAACACGUGGAUCAUAUUAAGAGAUUUAGACAUACCAGAUAUCAAACUAAUCAAGCUGUUGAUCCAAUUGCUCAAUUUAAACUUGAUAGAUUUGAAGAUUCUAGAGAAUUGAGAAACAAGUUAUCCCUAACAAAUACUUCAGAUAUUCAGAGUGUAGGUCAAUAUGAAUUCAAUGCUGUUAGAUUAACUACUUGUGAUUGGUUCAUUAAAGGAUGGCAAAAGACUCUUACUCACACAAUUAGAGUGUUGAUAGAUAUUUACAAAAAGAGAAUUAUAUUCUCCUAUGAUAGUAUAAUUGAAUCAAAAAGUGAGCAAAGAUUAACUAUUCCUUUUGAUGAAAUAACAGGUAUUGAAUUCCAACAUUCGCCUCUCUCUGAUGAUAUUAUAGUUAUUGAAACUAAACGAGUUCCAGAGCAAGCACCAUCUACAAUGCAAUCUAACUUCUUCUUCCUUUACUUGAGUAGAGAAGAUAGCGCUAAAUAUAUGGAUGGUGCAUUGCUUUCAUCAGACAAACGAUUGUUAAAACUUGCUAUUGUUGGCCUUCCUACCUGGGCCACAAUUGUAAAUAGAUAUGGUAUUCCAGUGUAUUAUAAUCACCGAGUUAGAGAAGUUAUUACUACUCUUGUAAAUAUUUAUAUUGUAAUCAGUUUGAUAUGGGGCUUUUACGAUUUGUAUAAGAAUCUUCCAAUUGUUGGAGGUGCCCUUAGAGCAUUAUUUGGACCUGUAGCCUCUUACUUUGAGCCACUAAUCAAGAACAAAGUAAUGUUGCUUAUUCCACUAGUAUUCUCGAAAGUAUGGGAGGCAUCUCUAAUAUUCUUCUCACUAUUUGCACCUAUUGUUGCUCUAUUUACGCCCCUAUGGAAGUUAAUUGUUAAUUUGUCACAUUUCAUUACUCAGAUAUUUAAACCCUUGGCAGACUUUUUGGUUUUACUUGGAAAUGGUAUUGUUUAUCCAUUUAUACAAUUGUACAACCAUUUGUUAUUGCCACUGUUCAACUUUUUAUCAGUUUCUUGCUCAGCAAUUGCAAAGUUUAUUGCUCUAUUUGGUACAGGAUUAUAUGCUGCAAUUCAAGUUCCUGUUCAAUUGAUAUCAUUUGUUUGUACAGAGUUGAUAGAUUUUGUUGUUGAGCUUUUUACUGCUAUUUCAGCUAUUAUUUCAUAUCCUGUUACAUUGUUUAAGGUUUUAUUCAAUGUAAUUGUAGGAUUCUUCCAAAUGGUAGCUUAUCCAUUCACUAAAAUUGGUAGCUUAUUCAAAUAUAAGAAAGAACUUGAAAAAGCUACAGAAGUAGUAACAAAUGUAGCUAUGGCUUCUGGACAGGCAGUUUCCACAACUUCCACAUUUAAAGACUAUCUCAUGAGUUUGAAAGAAAAUUUCCAACCAUUGUCUAGUUUGUGGACUGGUAUCAGAAGAAUUAUUGAUAGUAUUAUUCACACCUAUCACACAAAGAUCAAACACAGAUCUGUUUGGAAGAGAAGAAUUUUAAUCACAAUUAUUUCUCUUAUUGUGUUAGCAGGAUUUAUUAUUGUAUUUGCCUUAGUGUUUUAA